AUGUCAUAUCCCGUGCACUGGCUCAAAACCACUUUCUCCUCCCGAACACGCACCGUUGAACUCCUCCAGCCAGAGUUAGAGAAAGGCGUCAUCACAAAGCACGAUUUUGAUCUAGCAACCAGAUUCCUGCCUGGGGGGCACAGACAUUGGCCUGUGAUAUAUGGGGUCGGGGCCGCAGGUGCCUCCCUUGGUUAUGGGCGCUCCAUUGCGCGUCCCAGGUGGUCUCAUACGAAGCUUGUAUGGGUCUCGGGUGCUGCCACCCUGAUGGGGAUGGUUUUUGGCCAGGUCAGACAAGUCCUGGCCCACAAACAGUUCACAGAAGCUCUGGAAAACCCAGCAGGCUUUAUGGAAGCGUUGCGUGAUGUUGACCGCAGGCUUGGCGGCGAUGGGCACUUGGGCUUCACGCUAGAACGUAUACGGAAAGAUGCAAAGAGCACGGCCCUGAGAUGGUCAACGAGGAAAAUUGGAAGAAAACCUGGACUCAAUCUAAUGCUCCCGAUGGCGAGUGACCGUCCCGAUUCUGGUAUAUGCCGCCCUGACAUUAUCACAGCCGGUUCACCCCAAGCAGCUCAACCAAAGAAUCGCUGGGAGGAAAUACGUGCAGCGAACGCGCGUUCUGCUGGUUAUGUGUCUUCCUGGGAUACUAUUCGACAGCGUCAUGAACGGAACAGAUUGCCCGACUCAACGUCAUCGCCGCCAAGUAACAACCCAGGAAUUGAUGAACGAACAACAGAACAAGCCAAGUUUGACGCUAUUCUGGAGGCCGAAAGAAGGAGAGGACAGUCACAAGACUCUCGCGAUUUUGUAUGA
This is a messenger RNA of Suillus clintonianus, 810 nucleotides long. RefSeq lists its product as uncharacterized. The record is from RefSeq and is a predicted model, not a curated record. The transcript is spliced from 3 exons. Bases 1 to 810 code for a protein of 269 amino acids. Lineage: Eukaryota; Fungi; Basidiomycota; Agaricomycetes; Boletales; Suillaceae.